Molecule: messenger RNA, 4124 nt
Organism: Nannospalax galili (Upper Galilee mountains blind mole rat)
Lineage: Eukaryota; Metazoa; Chordata; Mammalia; Rodentia; Spalacidae
Gene: Tacc2
Product: transforming acidic coiled-coil containing protein 2
Exons: 17
Coding region: 9-3671 (1220 amino acids)
Biological process (GO): cerebral cortex development; mitotic spindle organization; cell population proliferation
Cellular component (GO): cytoplasm
Source: RefSeq, a predicted model, not a curated record
GCUUUCCCAUGACUGAGAGCUGUGGAGAGGCUUUUGCCCCAGGCAGCAGCAUUCCUGCUGGAAAAGAGCACCUGGAAACAGCCAGUGGUGGUCAACACAGAGAAGAUGGAUCCUGGGACAUUGCUCUCAUAAGGGGUCCAGGUGAUCUACCAGGAUCCACCUCUUCUGAUGGGAAUGUUGUGCCUGAGGCUAGCACUGAGCCCAAGACCCCUGCCACGCUGGGGACUGAAAGGAGGCCCAAAGCUGCUGUCCAAAUAGCAGAAAUGCAAAAUGUCCCAGGUCAUCAGGGUGCCCCAAAGCCACCGGAGCCUAGCAAAGUGGCAGGAGCUGCUGAGGGAGCAGAAGGUGACAUCACAUUGAACACAGCAGAGAUGUGGGCACGUGCCUCUGGCGACCUACUUGAAACAGGUACUACAAGGAUGCUUUCCGGUGUGGAUGGUGACUCAGAGCUGCCUGGGAGCUGUCAGGACCCAGGAUGGGUUAACAGGGCUCAGUCAAUGGCAGACGCGGGCACCCUGCAGGAGGACAGCCAGACUGGGUACCAGCAGGACAAGGAACAGCUGGGGCCUCAUCUCCAUGAGAAGAUGGAUAUCUCCUCACCCCCAGAGCCUGGUAAAACCGGAGACCAGAAGCUGCACCUGUUGGUUCCAGAAGUCCACACUGACAGAACGAGCCUCAGGCCUAACUCAUCCACUUCACCUUUAGUUCCUGAGAAGGAUGCUCCAAGAGUAACCUCAGAUGGGGCCAGAGGUUCAGCAGGACCAGAAAGCUCCCCUAUAACUGAUGAUGCUACCCAGUCAGCUGCUCCCACAGACCCAGGAAACUUGCCCUUAGCUGCCUCUUCCCAUUAUGGUGACACUGCCGGCCUGGUCCCUAUGGACCUGACAGCCCAGAGGAGUUCCGACUCUGAAGAAGCCUUUGAGACCCCGGAGUCGACAACCCCUGUCAAAGCACCACCAGCCCCACCCCCUCCACCCCCUGAAGUCAUUCCAGAGCCUGAAGUCAGCACUCCACCAGCCCCUGAAGAACCAGGAUGCACUUCUGAGACGGUUGAGGUUCCUGAUGGCCCUCACAGUGACUCGGUGGAAGGAAGUCCUUUCCGUCCUCCCCACUCCUCCUCAGCUGUGUUCGAUGAAGACAAGCCGAUAGCCAGCAGCGGGACUUACAACUUAGACUUUGACAGCAUCGAGCUGGUAGAUAACUUUCAGAGCUUGGAGCCCCGCUCCGCAGAUUGUAAGGGUCAGGAGUACAAGGUGAGCACUCGGAGGAAGUCCACUGAGUCUGUGCCUGCCUCCAAGUCCACGCUGUCUCGGUCGCUCAGCCUGCAAGCCAGUGACUUUGAUGGUGCUUCCUGCCCAGGUAGCCCUGAAACGGGGGCCCUCGCCGUAGAUGCAUGCAGCACAGGGUCCAACAGUGCUUCCAGCACCCUUAAGCGAACUAAAAAAACACGGCCACCUUCCUUAAAAAAGAAACAGGCCACCAAGAAACCCACAGAACCUCCCCCAGUGAAGGAGACCCAGCCGGAGCCAGGAGAAGAGAGUCCAGUUCCCAGAGAGGAGAACUUAGCAUCAGAGGCAAAGACGGAGUUAGCCACAAAAGAGGGCUCUGGGUGCACCUUGGAGGAGACGCCCCUGGAGCCCGCUGCUGUGCCCACAGCCACCUGUCCUCCAGCUUUGGAGGGCGUAGAAGACAUCAGCCCUCCGGUUUCCGGAGGAGGCAGAGUUCAGAACUCACCCCCAGUGGGGAGGAAAUCAGUGCCUCUUACCACGGCCCCUGAGGCAGUGGAAGUGACCCCAUCAGACAGCGGGGGGCAAGAGGACUCCCCCGCCAAAGGGCUGUCGGUGAGGCUGGAGUUCGACUAUUCUGAGGACAAGGGCAGUUGGGACAAUCAGCAGGAAAACGCCCCUCCUACCAAAAAGAUAGGCAAGAAGCCAGUUGCCAAAAUGCCCCUAAGGAGGCCAAAGAUGAAAAAGACACCCGAGAAACUCGACAACACUCCUGCCUCACCUCCCAGAUCCCCCGCCGAACCCAAUGACAUCCCUAUUGCUAAAGGUACCUACACCUUUGAUAUAGACAAGUGGGAUGACCCCAAUUUUAACCCUUUUUCUUCCACCUCAAAAAUGCAGGAGUCUCCCAAACUGCCCCAACAGUCAUACAACUUUGACCCCGAUGCCUGUGAUGAGUCCCUUGACCCUUUUAAGACAUCCUCUAAGACCCCCAGCUCACCUUCCAAAUCCCCAGCCUCCUUUGAGAUCCCAGCCAGCACCAUCGAAGCCAAUGGAAUGGAUGGGGACGGGCUAAAUAAGCCCGCCAAGAAGAAGAAGACACCCCUGAAGACUGACACAUUUAGGGUGAAGAAGUCCCCAAAGCGGUCUCCUCUCUCCGAUCCACCUUCUCAGGACUCCACUCCAGCUGCCACACCUGAAGCACCACCAGUGAUCUCCGCAGUGGUCCACGCCACGGACGAGGAAAAGCUGGCAGUCACCAACCAGAAGUGGACGUGCGUGACAGUGGACCUGGAAGCUGACAAACAGGACUUCCCACAGCCCUCCGACCUAUCUAACUUCGUAAAUGAGACCAAAUUCAAUUCACCCUCGGAGGACUUGGAUUACAGAAACUCCUAUGAAAUUGAAUACAUGGAAAAGCUUGGCCCCUCUGUGCCUCAGGAUGAUGACGCUCCGAAGAAGCAGGCCUUGUACCUUAUGUUUGACACUUCUCAGGAGAGUCCUGUCAAGUCUCCUCCGGUCCGGAUGUCGGACUCCCCAACGCCAUGUUCAGGGUCAAGUUUUGAGGACACAGAAGCCCUUGUGAAUGCUGCAACUAAACUCCAGCAUCCUGUCACACGCGGACUGGCCUCCAACCAGGAGCCACUCUUGCAGGUGCCAGAGAAAUCCUCCCAGAAGGAGCUGGAGGCCAUGACCUUGGGCACCCCUGCAGAGGCGAUUGAAAUCAGAGAAGCUGCUCUCCCUCCAGAUGUCUCUAUCUCCAAAACUGCCUUGUACACCCGCAUCGGACCUACAGAGGUGGAAAAACCCACAAGCCUUCUGUUCCAGCAGCCCGAUUUGGACUCUGCGCUCCAAGUUGCCAGAGCAGAGGUCAUCACCAAGGAGAGAGAAGUCUCAGAGUGGAGGGACAAAUAUGAAGAAAGCAGGCGGGAAGUGAUGGAGAUGAGAAAAAUCGUGGCUGAGUAUGAGAAGACCAUCGCACAGAUGAUCGAGGACGAACAGAGAGAAAAGUCAGUCUCCCACCAAACGGUGCAGCAGCUGGUCCUGGAGAAGGAACAAGCCCUGGCUGACCUGAACUCUGUGGAGAAGUCUCUGGCUGACCUCUUCAGGAGAUACGAGAAGAUGAAGGAAGUCCUGGAAGGCUUCCGCAAGAAUGAAGAGGUGCUGAAGAAGUGUGCACAGGAGUACCUGUCCCGAGUGAAGAAAGAGGAACAGAGGUACCAGGCAUUGAAGGUGCACGCGGAAGAGAAGCUAGACAGAGCCAAUGCUGAGAUUGCCCAGGUUCGAGGCAAGGCCCAGCAGGAGCAGGCAGCCUACCAGGCCAGCCUGCGGAAAGAGCAGCUGCGAGUGGACGCUCUAGAAAGAACACUGGAGCAGAAGAAUAAAGAGAUAGAAGAGCUCACCAAGAUUUGUGAUGAACUGAUUGCCAAAAUGGGGAAAAGCUAACUUUAAACCAAAUGCUUGGACUUGACCGUUGCGUGCAAUAUGAGCGUCGGCACACUGCUGUCCUUCCGGUACCGUGGACAGGUUCUGUUUUCACUUUUUGUAUGCACUACUGUAUCUCCUCUCUAAAUAAAGGUGAUUUGAUUGUAUGCAGUCCUGAGGAGACCUAGCAGGAUUUCUUGCUAUUGGUUUGCAUUUUCCUAGAAUUAUUCAUAGCAAGUUGACCUCAGAGUUCCUGUAUCAGGGAGAUUGUCUGAUCCUCUAAUAAAAGACAAAUUGCUGACCUUGGCCUUGCCCUUUGGACAUGAAUCCCCCAGGGUGAGCAGCUUCUGAUUUAAUAUGAACAUGCACAGCCUGCAUAGGGACUCUUGCCUUAAGGAGUGUACACUUGAUCUGCAUUUGCUGAUUUGUUUAAAAAAAUGCAUGUUUCAAAUAAAAUUCUCUAUUGUAAAUAAA